CUCUAUAAAUACUCUGCAUGGCUCUCUCACUCUCCUCAGCAAAACUUGAGGCAGAUCUCUUUACUAACUCGUAAAAGGAUUUUAAAAAAAGAAAAAAGAUGCAAAAAUACCAGACGGAAUCGUGGGGAUCAUACAAGAUGAGCAACUUAGGGUUUGGCGGCGACGUGGGGUUUGCGGCGGACACAAGCCUGCUUCGCCUAGAGUCUCUGGUGGCCGAGAGCGCCGUGGUAAUAUUCAGCGUGAGCACGUGCUGCAUGUGCCAUGCCGUGAAGGGUCUCUUCCGGGGAAUGGGCGUCAGCCCUGCCGUUCACGAGCUCGACCUCCACCCAUACGGCGGCGACAUCCAGCGGGCACUCAUUCGUCUCCUGGGCUGCUCAGGCGCCUCUUCUCCAGGUGCUCUUCCGGUCGUCUUCAUAGGCGGUAAGCUGGUUGGGGCUAUGGACAGAGUCAUGGCUUCUCACAUCAACGGUUCUCUCGUUCCUCUCCUCAAAGACGCUGGCGCACUCUGGCUCUGAAACCUUCAUUGUUCUGCUUUCUAAUUGUUUAUUUUGUUGUUUUCUUUAGAAAAUGGGUAAGAUUAGGGGAACAAACCAAAGCUAUAAUGACAGGCUAAGUUGCAAUUAAUAGUUUGUAAUUAGAGAGAGAGAGAGAGAG
Messenger RNA from Raphanus sativus (radish), 654 nucleotides. RefSeq names its product glutaredoxin-C7. The transcript has a single exon. The coding region runs from base 99 to 515 and encodes 138 amino acids. The record is from RefSeq and is a predicted model, not a curated record. Lineage: Eukaryota; Viridiplantae; Streptophyta; Magnoliopsida; Brassicales; Brassicaceae. Gene Ontology annotation, cellular component: nucleus; cytoplasm. Gene Ontology annotation, biological process: negative regulation of DNA-templated transcription; anther development.